Ornithorhynchus anatinus (platypus) is the source of this 3575-nucleotide messenger RNA. It is a transcript of the gene NRDC, whose product is annotated as nardilysin convertase. The transcript is spliced from 32 exons. Bases 66 to 3542 code for a protein of 1158 amino acids. Gene Ontology annotation, molecular function: metal ion binding; metalloendopeptidase activity. The record is from RefSeq and is a predicted model, not a curated record. Gene Ontology annotation, biological process: proteolysis. NCBI's taxonomy places the organism in Eukaryota, Metazoa, Chordata, Mammalia, Monotremata, Ornithorhynchidae.
GGAGGAGGAGGAGGAGGAGAAGGAGGAGAAGGAGGAGAAGGAGGCCCCUGGGUCCCGCGCGGGCCAUGCCGGCCAGGAACAAGGCCAAGCCGGCCUGCAGCUGCCCCGACCUGCCCGCGCCCCGCCUGCAAGACCCCGACGUCCGGGGCGAGGGCCAGGCCGGGCGGCCCGACGGGCCGGACUCCGAGGAGGCGGAGGCGGCGGCGGCGGCGGCGACGGCGGCGGCGGGGGGGACGGGGAGAGGAGCGGCCCCGCGGGACGCCGCCCCCGGCGCCGGGGACCCCCGCAUCGUCAAGUCCCCCAGCGACCCCAAGCGCUACCGACACAUCAAGUUGCGGAACGGCCUGCAGGCCCUCUUGAUCUCGGACCUGAGCAACUCAGAGGGUAAAACCGAGGAGUCGGACGACGACGACGACGACGACGAGGAGGAGGAUGAGGAUGAAGAUUCGGGAGCGGAGAUCGAAGACGACGACGAGGAAGGCUUCGACGACGACGACGACUUUGACGACGACGACGACGACAUCGACGCCGAGGACAACGAGCUGGAUGAGUUAGAAGAAAGAGCCGAGGCGAGGAAGAAGGCCACAGAGAAGCAGUCCGCCUUCCGUCCCCUGUCUGUUUCUUCCUCUUCUCUCAGGUCACAAUCUGUUCAGCCAAUGGACACAAAAUGGCAAGAGAAGGGGCAGCAGGUUGAAACGGUCCUGUCGGCGGCCGCCCUCUGUGUCGGAGUGGGAAGCUUUGCCGAUCCCGAUGACCUCCCCGGCCUGGCUCACUUUCUGGAACACAUGGUUUUCAUGGGCAGCCUGAAGUACCCGGAUGAGAACGGGUUUGAUGCUUUCCUGAAGAAACACGGGGGGAGCGAUAACGCCUCCACCGACUGCGAACGCACGGUCUUCCAGUUCGACGUCCAGAGGAGAUACUUCAAAGAAGCCCUCGACAGGUGGGCCCAGUUCUUCAUCCACCCCCUGAUGAUCAGAGAUGCCAUCGAUCGGGAGGUCGAAGCCGUGGACAGUGAAUAUCAGCUCGCGAGACCUUCUGACGCCAACAGGAAAGAGAUGUUGUUUGGAAGUCUGGCGAGGCCCGGGCAUCCCAUGGGCAAGUUCUUCUGGGGGAACGCCGAGACGCUCAAGCACGAGCCCAGGGCGAAGAACAUCGACACGUACACCAGGCUGCGGGAGUUCUGGCAGCACUACUAUUCUGCUCACUACAUGACCCUGGUCGUCCAGUCGAAAGAAACCCUCGACACGUUGGAAGAGUGGGUGACCGAAAUCUUCUCUCAGAUCCCGAACAACGGGCUACCCCAGCCGACCUUCGGCCACCUAACGGAGCCCUUCGACACGCCGGCGUUCAAUAAGCUCUACAGAGUUGUCCCCAUUCGGAAGGUUCACGCGCUGACCGUCACGUGGGCGCUGCCCCCUCAGCAGCAGCAUUACAGGGUGAAGCCCCUUCACUAUAUCUCCUGGCUGGUUGGCCACGAAGGCAGAGGAAGCAUCCUCUCUUUUCUCAGGAAGAAGUGCUGGGCCCUGGCGCUCUUCGGGGGCAACGGGGAGACCGGAUUCGAGCAGAAUUCCACGUACUCGGUGUUCAGCAUUUCCGUGACCCUGACCGACGAGGGCUACGAGCACUUCUAUGAGGUCGUGCACACCGUGUUCCAGUACUUGAAGAUGCUGCAGGGAUUUGGGCCGGAGAAAAGGAUCUUUGAAGAGAUUCAGAAGAUUGAGGAUAAUGAAUUUCAUUAUCAGGAACAGACCGAUCCAGUCGAAUACGUGGAGAACAUGUGCGAGAACAUGCAGCUCUACCCACCGCAAGACUUUCUCACGGGGGACCAGCUGCUCUUCGAGUACAAACCCGAAGUCAUCGUCGACGCGCUCGCCCACCUCACCCCGCAGAAGGCCAACCUGGUCCUCUUGUCCGCGGCCAACGAGGGAAAGUGUGACCACAGCGAGCGCUGGUUUGGGACUCGGUACAGCGUGGAAGAAAUCGAACGGUCUUGGCGGGAGCUGUGGGACAGCGACUUCAAGCUCAAUCCGGAGUUGCACCUCCCAGCCGAAAACAAAUAUAUAGCCACGGACUUCGCUCUAAAAACCCCCGACUGUCCCGAGGCGGAAUAUCCCGUGAAGAUCGAGAGCACACCCCGGGGCUGCCUGUGGUACAAGAAGGAUAACAAAUUCAAAAUCCCCAAAGCCUACAUCCGCUUCCACCUGAUCUCCCCCCUGGUCCAGCAGUCUGCCGAAAAAGUGGUCCUCUUCGACAUCUUCGUCAACAUCCUCACCCACAACCUGGCCGAGCCGGCCUACGAGGCCGACGUGGCCCAGCUGGAGUACAAGCUGGUGGCCGGAGAGCACGGCCUGAUCAUCCGAGUCAAGGGAUUCAACCACAAGCUACCUCUCCUGUUUCAGCUCAUCGUGGACUACCUGGCCGACUUCGGCUCCACCCCCGAGGUGUUCGGGAUGAUCACGGAGCAGCUGAAGAAGACCUACUUCAACAUCCUCAUCAAACCGGAGACCCUGGCCAAAGACGUGCGGCUCCUCAUCCUGGAGCAGGCGCGCUGGUCCAUGAUGGACAAGUACCAGGCGCUGACGCGGGGGCUCUCCCUGGACGCGCUGCUCGCCUUCGCCGAGGACUUCAAGUCCCGCUUCUUCGUCGAGGGCCUGGCGCAGGGCAACCUCACCGGCCGAGAGUCGACGGACUUCAUGAGAUACGUCGUCGACAAGCUGCGGUUCCGGCCCCUGGAGCGGGAGAUCCCCGUCCAGUUCCGGGUGGUGGAGCUGCCCAACUCCCACCACCUCUGCAAAGUGAGGACCCUCAACAAGGGCGACGCCAACUCGGAGGUCACCGUGUACUACCAGUCGGGGGCCCGGGACCUGCGGGAGUACACCCUCAUGGAGCUGCUGGUGAUGCACAUGGAGGAGCCGUGCUUCGACUUCCUGCGGACCAAGCAGACGCUCGGCUAUCACGUGUACCCCACCUGCAGGAACACGUCGGGCAUCCUGGGCUUCUCCGUCACCGUGGGCACCCAGGCCACCAAGUACAACUCGGAGACGGUAGACGAGAAGAUCGAAGAGUUUCUGUCGUGUUUCGAGGAGAGGAUGGAGAACUUGACGGAGGACGCGUUCAACGCUCAGGUCACGGCCCUGAUCAAGCUGAAGGAGUGCGAGGACACGCACCUGGGAGAGGAGGUGGACCGCAACUGGAACGAGGUGGUGACCCAGCAGUACCUCUUCGACAGGCUGGCCCACGAGAUCGAAGCCCUCAAGUCCUUCACCAAGUCGGACCUGGUGAGCUGGUUCGGGGAGCACCGAGGCGGCCGCGGGCGAGUGCUCAGCGUGCACGUGGUCGGGUUCGGCAGACACGAGACGGAGGGCGAGGGCGCGGCGGCGGCGGCGGCCUCCCCGGGCCCGGCCUCUUCCUACAGCGAGAUGACGCACCUGACGUACCUCCCCACCUCCCCGGUCCUCGCCGACUCCACCGUCCCCAUCGCCGACAUCAGGGCCUUCACGGCGACGCUCGCUCUGCUCCCCUACCAUAAAAUAGUGAAAUAAACGGCGGCCCGCGGGCCCGACCCACUCAGCUCC